GAAUGCAAAGACGCAGCCAAGACGCAGCUUAUGAAGGAAACAAAAUACCAAACAAUAAACGAGCUAUACCGAACACGAUUAGUUCCUUUUUCAGAGCGCUGUUUAGUAGAUUCAUGCCCUGAAUGUUUUGAUUAAAAUAUUGGCUGAAACAGCGAUAAAAUAUAGGAAUUUGGAUAAAAUACUUUUAGAAGGAUAAAAAUCAAAUAAACAGUGACUUAAAAAGGCCUCGUACAACUACACCAUGCCUCGUGUGUUCAUUGGUCGGACACAUGACCUCUACGGAAAGAGCCUUUGGGAGCUGCUGUGUAACCUGAAGGACUUUGGCGUCGGACGAGUGGUGAAGAGGACCAAGUUCAACCAGCGCUACCCGGAGCGGUCGUGGUACCGCAUCAUCAAUGUCCAGCCAGAGAUGGAUGAGGAGAACCGCUGCGGCUCUGUGACGGUGCGCCGGGUGUUCCGUGGUGUGGAGACGCCCAGGGACGUCACCCUGAGCCGCACCACGGCGCUGACCGACUACCAACUGGUGCCGCGCCAUGAGGAGGCCCAGUUCUGUCAGCUGAGCCCCGAGAGAGUCACAGAGGCCGUCCGCACUCUGCCCGCCGCCCUGCCGAAACCGCCCCUGCUGCUGGCGCUAGAACGGUUGGAGGAUGCGAACGCCAGCGCGGAAAUGCCUGCCGUCUACCGGAACCAGUGGAACUACAACGUCCAGGGUCGGACGGAGGGUGGCGCUGCGUCCUCCGGCAGCGCGGCAUCGUAGCAGGACUGUGUCUUGUGACAGAAUAGGACAGAUGUUUGUGCAUUCUGAGAAAAGUUCGAGUUUUUAGUGUGGAUGAAUUGUGUUCUACCGUGGUGAGACUGAAAGAAAUGGAGUUGAUUCUUGUCAGUGGGGUGCGAGUUUUGUGCCCCGUGAACGAUUUUGUGCUCGUUUGUUAGACCCGCAGGACUUUUGCUAAGUGGAAUGGGUAAAUAUAGCCAACAGAGACUA
This is a messenger RNA of Amphibalanus amphitrite, 985 nucleotides long. It is a transcript of the gene mRpS34, whose product is annotated as 28S ribosomal protein S34, mitochondrial-like. The coding region runs from base 242 to 757 and encodes 171 amino acids. The record is from RefSeq and is a predicted model, not a curated record. The transcript has 4 exons. Gene Ontology annotation, biological process: mitochondrial translation. Gene Ontology annotation, molecular function: structural constituent of ribosome. Lineage: Eukaryota; Metazoa; Arthropoda; Thecostraca; Balanomorpha; Balanidae. Gene Ontology annotation, cellular component: mitochondrial small ribosomal subunit; mitochondrion.